Molecule: messenger RNA, 2890 nt
Organism: Suillus subaureus
Lineage: Eukaryota; Fungi; Basidiomycota; Agaricomycetes; Boletales; Suillaceae
Exons: 5
Coding region: 35-2779 (914 amino acids)
Source: RefSeq, a predicted model, not a curated record
UUCUGAUCAAGAACACGUUCAUAGCUGGGCCGCCAUGGAACUGUCAUCCGAACCAUUCAUGGACACGCUCUUUGCGUCACAGAGUACUUCCGAGAACGAGAAAAUUCUUGUCCAUCCAGAUGGUAGAGGCUACAACAUCCAUUUGCAAGUCAAUGGCAUAUCACUACGACCAAACUUAGUUCGUAUGAUGAAGAAAGGGGGGGCAUACGCCAGUCGCCCAGAGGAUGCAGACAUCAUUCUCGUUGAUUCUUCACAACUCGAUGGAAAACGUCUCAUUCGUACCUGGCAUCAGACUCCAGGGAAAGCCGUUCUUGAAUUUCAAUGGCUACGUAAAAGCAUCGAAGCCAGGAAACCCCUCCUUGAAAUCGAUGGUUGGGGUGGGACACAAACUUUGGAUGAUGGCAGACCCAUCGUUGAAGUGGCUGCUGAUGGCGAAGAAGCAGAGGUCGAACAGCUCGUUUCAAAGUCAGUUUCACGCCCUGAAGUCCUUCAAGGGGACUCUCUGCUGAUGUCCUCGAUAAGAAGUCCGCUACCUACCCCCCGCGUUACGCCUGAAGAACCACUUACAAAGAGAAUCCUCAAUAAUGUCCCUACAACUCUGGCUGCAGAUGUCCCUCUAAUCCCGAAUAAUCCAAGGCCACCUCAGUCACCGCAACAAGCUUCACUCGUCGUUUCACAAAAUCUACAACAGCCCUCGGAACACGCAGGCCAACCUACGUAUAAUCAUACGCCAAGCAUUUCCCCACCUGUUCAAUCAUCCAAUACCCCUCAGCCCAUUGCACCACCUCAGCAACUCAUUUCAGUAUUACCUUAUAAUCCGCAGGCUCUUCCGCAACCCCAGUUAGCGCAACCCGCUACACCAGCAUCAUUUUCGCAUAUCCAGUUCUCUCAGACUCCUUCACAAACCCAGCCUACACAACCCGCCACGCCAGUACCUUUUCUACAUCCCCAGUUUUCUCAAGUAUCUCAGUUUCAGCCACAAUUCUCGCAAGCCCCACCGUUCCCUCAACAAUUUCCUGUCCCUCAACAAUCAUACCAGUUCGGCCAGUUUCCUCAACAACAACUUAUUUCUGGACACAUGCCAUUCAUGCCGCCCCAAUCAAUGACGAUGCCAACGGGCAUGCCGUUUCACAACUUAAGGGACCCGCAGAGUUUUCAAAUGCUCAUGACUUUGAUGGAUGUUAUGAGGAACACCAACGGAGGCGAAUUCUUGCAGGCGGGGCAGCCCUCACCCAUGUAUCCCCAAAUCGAAGCUGCAUCUAGUGCUCCUCCUGUCAUCCAUCACGAACAAACACCAGAUUCACUGGUUGCUACAGAUCAACCCUACCCUCCUUCAUCGUCUUCUUAUAAAUCACGCAGCCCAACUCCCGACGUUGUUGUGUCGAAACAUCCGGAAAAACAGUCUCGUCCUUCCGGACGCAAACCUCGCACCGACAUAUCUUCUCGCACGCCAUCUACAGUUUUACUUCCUCCUUCAGUGAAGCGCAAAGCUAAUCAUGAGGCCAUGUCACUGGUCGGAAACCCGUCUAACAACCGAUCUCUCAAGGGCAAGGAACGCGUGGUAAUAUCUGACGAAUCUGAUAAUGACGAAGAUGCCCCUCCUGCCGGUUCAGACGAUGUAUUUGAGCAGUCUCUUCUGAGCUCGCCGGGCCGCACGAACGCAAGAAAGAAUUCCGGAGAGGUGUUCCUUGACGAUCAAGGGCAGCCUUUGACAUUCUUUGUGCAGGUUGACCUGCAGGGGCGAUCAGGAGUGGUUUCGAACAUCAAGAAAAAUAAAGGCAAGGUCAUCGGGAGUAUUGCAGAUGCAGAUUAUGUCAUCCUCUUCACGCGCUCGCAGACAUUCCAGGGGCUCUUGAGUGAGGCCCAUGCCUGCGACAAGGUUCCGAUUCAGUCGGUCUUCGUUGCCAACUGCGUCGCUGAGAACACGUUGUUGGAUGAAAGCGAGUAUGCGCUCGACACGGGUGUCUCGGUCAAACAUGCGAAGCGUGGCAGACCAAAUAGCGCAUUUUUUGAAUUUGUGCAGGAAACAUCUUCUGUCAAGAAAGAGUGUCAGAAAUCUGUGUCAAAGCCGAAGCCGAAGGCACAGAAGGCCACGCCUACAGAGACACCAACAAAGAAAGCGAAGAAGAGAUCAGCAUCCACUUCCUCACAAAUAUCAGCAGCACUGCUGCCACCUUCCUCGAAGGAGGCAAAGUCCCAUCAUGCACGACGGUCUCCUACCCCUCCUCCCCCAGAGACACGCAAAUCUAUGAGAGAUGGGAAGUUUCACUUUACGCAGCCAGAAAUUGAGUACUUCUGUCAGUAUGCUCAAUUCCUGCUCAAUGAAGACCCAACGAUGUCCACCACGGCCUUGCUCCAAGCCAUGCACAAAAAGAUGCCACAUCACUCGUUUGGGUCCUGGCAGAUGCAAGCGUCUUCGAAAUUGAAGACGCAACUUACUGACAUCCGCAAGAGGGCAAAUAUCGCAUUUCGCAAGUCUUCGAAUGGGAAUACCGAGAAAUCAACCGAGGAAAGACCUGGCCCGUCCAAGAAGCCUCGAUUAGCUGCCUUGCCAGCUGCCCCUAUUGUGUCACAAGAAACUUUGGAACGAGAAGAUUUUGAGAUAAUCUGUGAAUUCUUUGCCAACGGUGGAGGGGAUGAUGAUAAUGACGAGAGGGUAUGGGAAAGGUUAUCACAAUAUCGACCUUGCAAAAGCGCAGAGUCUUGGCCGGAGUAUUACACGACACACCAAAGUGAAGUUUAUGCACGUAUCGAGGAGCUUGUACGUUCCUCCAGCUAGGAGGUCGAUCUAUAAGCAACUUUGUGGUUUUUAUGAACCGUUUUGUCAUGCUGUAUCCUCAAAUAUCUGUUGAAUUUCUCGAGGUGUGAAGCUUGGUGCCAGCAUUUAGUU